Molecule: messenger RNA, 744 nt
Organism: Geodia barretti
Lineage: Eukaryota; Metazoa; Porifera; Demospongiae; Tetractinellida; Geodiidae
Source: the annotation of a GenBank genome assembly
AUGUCGGUGCUCGACAACAUCCUGUUCAUGUUCCAGAUUCCGGACAGCAAGCAGGUAUUCGUCAACACCGUCGUCAUCGCGGUCGCGAAGAUCGUCGUGAAUCUGAUCAUUCCGCUGGUAGCGGCACUGCUGUUGAACGAGGUCAGACUGCGUUGGUACAAGCGGGCCGUGCAGACGGUGAUCUACCUUCCGCACUUUCUCUCCUGGGUUGUGUUUGCGGCGAUGAUCGGCAACACGUUCUCUUACGACGGAUUCGUCAACAACGCGCUGAGAGUAUUCGACGUAGAACCGAUAUUGUUUCUCGCGAGCAAUGUCUGGUUCAGGCCGAUCAUCGUAUUGACCGACGCGUGGAAGUCCUUCGGAUUCGGUACGGUGAUCUAUCUGGGCGCGCUGACCGCGAUCGAUCCGGCCCUCUAUGAAUCGGCCUCGAUCGACGGCGCGAGACGGUUCCAGCAGUUGAUGCUGAUUACGCUGCCGGGCAUCGUUUCGACCGUCGUUCUCAUGAUGACGCUCAGCCUGGGGAACAUUCUCAAUGCAGGAUUCGAGCAGAUCUUGAAUCUGUACAACCCGCUGGUGUAUUCCACCGGUGAUAUCAUCGACACGUACGUCUAUCGGGUGGGCCUUGUGGGGAGGCAGUACGGUAUCGGUACGGCUGUCGGGCUGCUGAAGUCCGUAGUCAGUUUCUUUCUGAUCUGGCUGUCGUACAGGCUCGCCUCCCGGUACGCGAACUACCGCAUCUUUUGA